AUGUCAACACCAAAGCCAGAAAAGGAAUUACAUUUACCACUUUCAAGAGUAAAAACUAUCAUGAAAAGUUCACCUGAAGUAGAUGCUGUCGGCCCCGAACCUUUAUACUUAGUUACCAAAGUUACUGAAUUAUUUGUGAUAGAUUUAGCCAAGCGAGCAUUUAAGAAUAGUUCUAACAACUUGUUAGAAUACAAGCACAUAGCUGAUGUUGUACAAGAAGAUGACAGCUUAGAUUUUCUACGUGAGAUAAUACCAAGAAAAAUCACAGUUAAGCAAUUUAAAGAAAUGAUGGCCCGUAAAGCGGCUAAAGCAAACUCAGAUGAUUCAACUGAAGAGUCAAGCAGUGAAGAAAGUAGUGAUGAGAGUGAAGAAAGUCAGGAAGAAUAA
Molecule: messenger RNA, 387 nt
Organism: Pieris macdunnoughi
Lineage: Eukaryota; Metazoa; Arthropoda; Insecta; Lepidoptera; Pieridae
Source: the annotation of a GenBank genome assembly